This is a messenger RNA of Daphnia magna, 600 nucleotides long. RefSeq names its product beta-1,3-galactosyltransferase 4-like. Gene Ontology annotation, cellular component: membrane. The transcript has a single exon. The coding region runs from base 1 to 600 and encodes 199 amino acids. Gene Ontology annotation, molecular function: hexosyltransferase activity. The record is from RefSeq and is a predicted model, not a curated record. NCBI's taxonomy places the organism in Eukaryota, Metazoa, Arthropoda, Branchiopoda, Diplostraca, Daphniidae.
AUGGAUCGUUUAGGGAUGCUGCCAUUAGUUAAUAUAAAACCACUAAUUCCUAAACUGGGUCCAGUCAUCAACGACGUUUCCUCUUUCAAAUACCCCAUCACUGUUUCUGGGUGUAAAGUGAACCCAAAUAGUCGUAGCGUAUUCAUAACUGUCAUUUCGGCAACUGAGAAUUUUCUAAAGAGAGAAAUAAUCCGCAAAACAUGGAAAAAUCACGUUCCUGUUGUGGUUAAGAAAGGUUUGCUGAGCAUGGCCCGCUUUGUCUUUGUUUUGGGAAAAACAAACGACAGUCUGCUGCAAAGCAAAAUUCGAGGUGAAAGCAUGGUUCAUGGAGAUAUCCUUCAAAUAGAGAUUUUGGACUUUUACAGAAGCUUAUCUUUUAAAAUGGCAGGAUUACUGAACUGCAUGAACACUAAUUGCCCUAAAAUUGGCUUCUUGUUAAAAGAAGUUGAUGAUGAUAUCUAUGUCAAUAUUUACAAUCUUGCAAAGAUUGUCGAAUCCUACCACAAAUCGGGCAAUUUCUCUAUUUUCGGACGCAGUCCUAAUUCGGGAUUUCCUUCUCACCAUUACAACAACUUUGGACCAGUAAGAGGUGCGGACUAA